This is a messenger RNA of Adineta steineri, 587 nucleotides long. The record is from the annotation of a GenBank genome assembly. Lineage: Eukaryota; Metazoa; Rotifera; Eurotatoria; Adinetida; Adinetidae.
AACGAAGUACUUUACGUCUAACUUAUAUAUGCAUCAUAGGUGUAACAUUAUUUUGGUUAUUAUUUCAUAUUCAUGCAUUAUUUCUGACCCAUAAUAUCGAACCAGCACCAAAUGUUAUCAUUUGCUCUUUCCAGCCUGGACUCUAUGCAUCAUUUAUGAAUUAUUAUAUAAUUUUAAUUCAAGACAUUCUAGUUCCUUUAUCGAUGAUUAUUUUGGGAGCAUGGACUGUGAGAAAUCUUCGGAAAAGACAUCAGGUCAAUUUUGCUACUGCCACUACAGCUGUUACUGCUGUCACCACAGCUGCUGUUACUGCACGUCCUACUCAUUCAAAGAAUAAUCAACUUAUUCAAAUUUUAAUUAUUGAUAUUAGUAUAUAUAUCAUAUUCAGUGCAAUGAUGCCACCUGCUCUUAUAUAUAUACAGAUACUUCAAAGUCGAUCAUCUAGUCUUGCUGAAAUUCAACUCGGAAUCUUACUUAUGAAUUUUGCUCUGUUUAGUUCUUAUAUCCCCUAUUGUGUUGGCUUCUAUACCAAUUUUAUCAUGUCGAGGAAAUUUCGAUCUGAAAUCAAAAAGAUUAUCUGGCGUUAA